GUGUUUUUGCUGCGUCUCCAGUGUGGCUUACAAAUAGAGACCAGUGAGCUACUUUCCUGACUCAAGGCUAAAAACAUCAACAUUAUAUUUUACUAAUUAUUCACUCAUUUCGUUUUUUUGCUGGACUAAAUCUGCGGUAACAAAGCUUCGCCACCGCUAUAAACUUUAUUUCUACCAUGGUCGGCGUUAAAGUGAUCGGGAGUGAUCAGGAUUUCCUACCGGAGCUAGCGGCCGCCGGCUCCAGGCUCGCGGUGGUCAAGUUCACAAUGGCCGGGUGCCGGCCAUGUGUCAGAAUAGCUCCAGCGUUUAACAUGUUGAGUAACAAGUAUCCACAAGUUGUCUUCCUCGAAGUCGAUGUCCAUGUCUGUCAGGCAACAGCGGCAGCCACCAACAUAUCAGCCACGCCGACAUUCUUGUUCUUCAGGAACCGGGUUAAGGUGGACCAGUAUCAGGGGGCGGACGCUGCGGGUCUGGAGGAGAAGAUCAAACAGCGGACGGAGAAUGAUGCAGGAAACGGCGAGGACUCCGACAUUCCAAAGGGAUAUAUGGACCUCAUGCCUUUUGUCAACAAAGCUGGCUGCGAGUGCCUCAAUGAGAGUGAUGACUGUGGCUUUGACAACUGUUUAAUUAAAGAUUCUUCCUACCUGGAAUCAGACUGUGAUGAGCAGUUGCUUACAACAAUCGCUUUCAACCAGCCCGUGAAGCUCUUCUCCAUGAAGCUACAGUGCUCAGAUUUUGCCCAGGCUCCUAAAGUGGUGAAGGUGUUCAUCAAUCUCCCACGCUCGAUGGGUUUUGACGAUGCAGAGAGGAGCGAAGCCACACAAACUUUGGAGCUGUCGGAGGAAGACUACAAAGACGACGGAAUCAUCCCUUUGCGCUAUGUCAAGUUUCAGAAUGUGCAGAGUGUAACGGUGUUCGUCAAAUCAAACCAAGGAGAUGAGGAGACUACAAAAAUCAACUAUCUGACUUUUAUUGGCACUCCAGUACAGGCCACCAACAUGAACGACUUCAAAAGGGUUGUGGGAAAGAAAGGAGAAAGUCACUGAGCGGGGACAAGAAGGGAAAGAGGAGGAGGAUGCAUCCAGGAGGAUGCAUUAAAAGGACUUUGCCCUUUGCCAAAGCUACCACACUUCAAGCAGACAUUGAUAUACACACACAUAGGCACAACCUCCUCAACCUCUGAAUUAAUAAAUUGUCAUUCUCUCUGUCUAUAAAUCAUUUAUAUUGUAAUUCUAAUUAAAUCCCCCUGUAAAUAAAACUGUCCUUUUUCAAA
Dunckerocampus dactyliophorus (ringed pipefish) is the source of this 1273-nucleotide messenger RNA. RefSeq names its product thioredoxin-like 1 (gene txnl1). The record is from RefSeq and is a predicted model, not a curated record. The transcript is spliced from 8 exons. Bases 177 to 1046 code for a protein of 289 amino acids. Lineage: Eukaryota; Metazoa; Chordata; Actinopteri; Syngnathiformes; Syngnathidae.